UCUUUCUCUUUCACUGAGAAAAGAAAGGAGAGAAAUAAAAUCGCCUACGAUGCCGCUUCUUUUAGUGGUCAUAAAUUCAUUGAUUUUUUUUCGUAGCGCCCACUUUCUUUUUGCAUCUUUAAACUUCAUUGACUUCCCAUUUUUAAUUUUCUUUCACUUUCUCGGAAAUUUCCCCAAUUUUUCUUGCAGUUACAAAGACAUCAAAAACAUAAAAAAGUCUUCUUUUUCUGCAUGCUUUCACCGGCUUUGAGAAAAGAUCUGGGUUAUAUACACAUAUACGUGUGUGUUAUGUGUGCAUUUAAUUGAGAAUUUGCGUAUUUAAUUCAGCCGUAAUAUGCCUGUUCUUGGUGAUGGGAUUGUUAUUGCUGCUUAGAACCACUUUUAAAUGGAUACCCACAAAUCUAAUGGCGACCCUCCCAUCAUUCGAAUCCAUUCAAAUAUCGAGUUGGAAUCUUUAGAGGAUAAAGCUGUGCUUGACUUUGAGGAUGAGAAUCUAAGUAGUAAAGAUUCAAUUGGCAGCAAAAAACAAUCAUUUGAUGGCUCUGAUAAAAGAUCAUUAUCUGCUUUGGAAUUGACCAGUAAUUUUGAUGUACCAAGAAAUACUAUUCUUGGGAGUAUUAAGAUUGUUGUAUUCUCCACCAAAAUCAAUUUGCUGAUCCCUUUUGGGCCUUUGGCAAUCUUGAUCAGUGCAGUUACUGGUAGUCAUGGUUGGGUUUUUUUUCUCAGCUUGGUGGGAAUUAUUCCUAUGGCUGAGCGCUUGGGGUUUGCUACAGAGCAGCUGGCGUAUUUUACCGGACCUACAGUUGGAGGUCUAUUAAAUGCUACUUUUGGAAACGCAACAGAACUAAUAAUAUCAAUUUAUGCAUUGAAAAAUGGGAUGAUACGUGUUGUUCAACAGUCAUUACUUGGAUCAAUCUUGUCGAACAUGUUGCUGGUGCUUGGAUGUGCAUUCUUCAGUGGUGGAAUUGUGGUUGCUGAUAGGGAACAAGUGUUUAGCAAGGGAAGUGCUACAAUGAAUUCUAGUUUACUAUUAAUGGCAGUCAUGGGUCUUCUAUUUCCUGCCGUGCUCCAUUCUACACGAACGGAAUUGCACUUCGGAAAGUCUGAAUUGGCUCUUUCAAGGUUCAGUAGUUGCAUCAUGCUGGUUGCAUAUGCUGGAUAUCUCUAUUUUCAGUUGAAGAGCCAGAAAAAUCUGUAUGUCCAAGUAAAUGAGCAGCGAGACAGUCAAACAUGGAAUGCAGAUGAAGAUGAAGCUCCUGAGAUCUCAAAAUGGGAAGCAAUCAUUUGGCUAUUUAUUAUAACUACAUGGAUAUCUGUCCUCUCAGAAUAUUUAGUUAAUGCCAUAGAGGGGGCAUCCAGGGAUUGGAAGAUCCCGAUUGCAUUUAUCAGCGUUAUAUUGCUCCCUAUUGUUGGAAAUGCAGCAGAACAUGCAGGUGCUGUUAUAUUUGCCAUGAAGGACAAGCUUGAUAUCUCGUUGGGAGUGGCGAUAGGCUCAUCAACUCAGAUAUCUAUGUUUGGGAUACCCAUUCUUGUCAUUAUUGGGUGGAUAACAGGGCAUCCCAUGGACUUGAACUUUCAGCUUUUUGAGACAGCAACACUUUUUAUAACUGUUAUAGUCGUAGCCUUCAUGUUGCAGGAGGGAACUUCUAAUUACUUUAAAGGACUAAUGCUUAUAUUCUGCUACUUAAUAGUUUCUGCAAGUUUCUUUGUACAUAUGGACCCUAUUCCAGCAGCGGAUCCACCAAAACCUGGUAAUUAAAGAAAAUGAACUAACUAGAAGACAUGCUUGAGUUUGAGGACAUUGAUACAUCAUCAAAAGCGAGGGAGCUCGAUGGAACUUUCGAUCAACAGUUCUGUCAGGUGUUUUUGUAAAAUAUAGAUUUGGAUUCGAUCAUACUACACAUAUGUACUUUAAACUCGUGUUUAUGCCUUUGAUGUGGCAGCUGCCAUUGAGAAGAUGGCUGGAUUACAGGCUUUAGCUUGCUUCUUGAAAAUUUUAGACUGUAAGAUUAAUAGUGAAAAUCAAAAUGUAGGAAAUUGAAGAAAAGAACAUGUUUCUACUAACUCUUGUAAUAGGAUCUGCCCUGCUUUGUAAAUGAAACCUUACGUAAAAUUCAGUCAGGUGCAGAAAUGUUUACUGUAGUGUUACAUUAACACAUUCCGCCAUGCUCCGGUAUUGUAAACCAGACUCGAAAAUUACUGACGUUGAGGGUGAAGAUGAAUACUGUGAUAUUCUUGGAUAAUAUAGGCAAAAUGUAUCUCCAGGUCUCUGACUACAUAUUUUAUUUAUCUAAUACUUAAAAACAGAUUGAGAUUCAUCUAA
Molecule: messenger RNA, 2323 nt
Organism: Mercurialis annua (annual mercury)
Lineage: Eukaryota; Viridiplantae; Streptophyta; Magnoliopsida; Malpighiales; Euphorbiaceae
Product: vacuolar cation/proton exchanger 5-like
Exons: 12
Coding region: 386-1759 (457 amino acids)
Biological process (GO): calcium ion transmembrane transport; intracellular calcium ion homeostasis
Cellular component (GO): plant-type vacuole membrane
Molecular function (GO): calcium:proton antiporter activity
Source: RefSeq, a predicted model, not a curated record